AUGAGUUCCUUUUGCAAAGCAAUCCAACUAACUUGUAGCGAUAAAUUGAACGAUGAAAUAAAGGCUGGAUUUCCGUCUCUCUUUUAUAAUGACCUUGGUUGCUGUACGAAGACCCAAGCGACUCUGAGACUAAAAGAAGGAGCGCGACCCGUUUAUCGUAACGCUCGACCAGUUCCAUAUGCAGCAGCUUCCAUAGUUUCGGCAGAACUUGAACGUCUUCAACAUCUUGGAGUAAUUUCACCAAUUGAAUACUCACAGUCAGCGGUGCCAAUCAUAGUUGUAAGAAAGAAGAAUGGAAAAAUUCGUAUAUGUGCCGAUUAUUCUACAGGUCUAAAUGACGGUCUAGAGCCAAAUAAAUAUCCUCUUCCAACGCCUGAUCAAAUAUUCUCCAAACUCGCUAAUAAGAAAGUCUUUAGCACAAUUGACCUAUCAGAUGCAUUUUUCCAGAUUCCAUUGGACCAAGAAUCUCAAAAACUGAUGGCUAUCAAUACUCACCUCGGCUUAUUUAAAGUACUUAGACUGCAGCAAGGUGUUAAAACAGCCCCUGGCAUUUUUCAACAGAUUGUUGACACAAUGCUUAGCGGAACCAACACCAUUGGGUUUAUUGAUGAUAUGAUCUGUUCGGGAAUUAAUGAAGAAGACCACAAAAUUCAACUGUUGAAAACCUUAAAGCGUAUUCAGGAUUAUGGAUUCAAACUUCGCUUCGAGAAAUGUAAGUUUGGAGAAACAUCUGUCGAGUUCUGCGGACACACGGUAGAUCAAUAUGGUAUCAGACCACAUCCAGGGAAACUUCGAUCAAUCCAAGAUCUCCCACCACCAACAAACUUGCAACAAACACGAGCAUUUUUAGGAGCUGUAAAUUAUUAUGGGAAAUUCAUUAAAAGUAUGAAAAGCCUUCGUGGUCCUUUAGAUGAACUUUUAAAAAAAGAUAAGAAGUUCGAGUAG
This is a messenger RNA of Teleopsis dalmanni, 945 nucleotides long. RefSeq lists its product as uncharacterized. Lineage: Eukaryota; Metazoa; Arthropoda; Insecta; Diptera; Diopsidae. The transcript has a single exon. The record is from RefSeq and is a predicted model, not a curated record. Bases 1 to 945 code for a protein of 314 amino acids.